AUGCAUAGACAAGGCGAUGUUAAUAACAAAAUUUUAGGUGAUGCUGGCUAUCCUGCUGAACCAUGGCUCAUAACACCGCAUAGAUCCCCACAAUCAGGAUCUCUCGGAAGUACCUUCAUCAGCAAGCAUAAAGGCUUAGCUAGGGGAAUAAUUGAACGGACAAUUGGAGUUCUUAAAAACAGUUUUCGCUGCAUACUCGGGGGCCGACAGCUCCACUAUUCUCCGAAUAAAGUAGCAAAAAUUGUUAACGUUUGCUGUGCUUUACACAACAUUUGCCUAUCUUUUGACAAUAAUUCAUAG
Uranotaenia lowii is the source of this 300-nucleotide messenger RNA. Its product is annotated as putative nuclease HARBI1. The transcript has 3 exons. NCBI's taxonomy places the organism in Eukaryota, Metazoa, Arthropoda, Insecta, Diptera, Culicidae. The record is from RefSeq and is a predicted model, not a curated record. Bases 1 to 300 code for a protein of 99 amino acids.